UGAGCUUUCCUUGCUGGGUUUCUCCCAUCCCUGGAGGUAGGAUAUCUCCUAUUAGCUCCUAUUGUAUAGCCAUCCAUCAUGGGUUUAUCCGACUGGGUGCAUCGCACCAACCUCUCGGUGGCGCGGAGCCCUAUUGGGCGUUGGUUCUUGCUCGAGAACUCCGGCCAUCCCCGCGAACGCAAAGGUGCCUUCUUUUUCACCGAGAUCCGGGCCGGGUUGGCGACUUUCUUCGCCAUGGCCUACAUCAUUAGCGUCAACUCCAAUAUCACGUCCAAGUCGGGGGGUAACUGCGUGUGCCCCGCCGACGACCCCGACAACUGCAACUCGAACACCGACUACCUGAUGUGCGUGCAGGAGAUCAACCGCGAUAUGGUCACGGCGACCGCUGCCAUCUCCGCCCUGGGGACGUUCUUCAUGGGCCUCCUCGCCAACCUCCCCGUCGCCAUCGCCCCCGGAAUGGGCCUUAACGCUUACUUCGCCUACACCGUGGUCGGGUACCACGGACAGGGCAUGAUCCCCUACUCGAUCGCGCUGACGGCGGUGUUCGUGGAGGGCUGGGUCUUCCUGGGACUGACGUUGCUGGGCAUUCGGCAGUGGCUAGCGCGGGCGCUGCCAGCGUCGAUCAAGCUGGCCACGGGUGCCGGAAUCGGAUUGUACUUGACGUUGAUCGGACUGAGUUACAGCGCGGGCAUCGGAUUGGUCACAGGGGCCCAGGACACGCCGAUGGAGCUGGCGGGGUGCUCAGACGCGCUCCGCCAGGAUGGACUGUGCCCGUCGGCGGACAAGAUGCGCAGCCCGACGAUGUGGGUGGGCAUCUUCUGCGGCGGCGUGCUGACGGCGUGUCUGAUGCUGUACCGGGUCAAGGGCGCCGUGAUCAUCGGGAUCCUGUUGGUGUCGAUCAUCAGCUGGCCGCGGCCGACGGCGGUGACCUACUUCCCGCACACGCCGCUGGGCGACAACAUGUUCGACUUCUUCAAGCAAGUGGUGACCUUCCACCCGAUCAAGCGCACGCUCCUCGCCAUGGAGUGGGACCUUACGGGGCACGGGGCCGAGUUCGGCCUGGCGUUCAUCACCUUCCUCUACGUGGACAUCCUCGACACGACGGGCACGCUGUACUCGAUGGCCAAGUUCGCCGGCACGAUCGACGAGCGCACGCAGGACUUCGAAGGCAGCGCCAUGGCCUACAUGGUCGACGCGAUCACCAUCUCGAUCGGCGCGCUGCUGGGCACGCCGCCCGUCGCGGCGUUCGUCGAGAGCGGUGCCGGUAUCUCCGAGGGCGGGCGCACGGGGCUAACGUCGUGCGUCACGGGCUUCUGCUUCUUCAUCGCCGUGUUCUUCGCGCCCAUCUUUGCCUCCAUCCCGCCGUGGGCCACCGGCUGCACGCUGGUGCUUGUGGGCGCGCUGAUGUGCAAGGCCGCCGCGGAGAUCAACUGGCGGUACUAUGGCGACGCUGUCCCCGCCUUCCUGACCAUCGCCAUCAUGCCGUUCACGUACAGUAUCGCGUACGGGCUGAUCGCCGGUAUCCUCAGCUACAUGCUGCUGAACAUGAUCGUGUGGGUGGUGGAGGUCGGGUCCCGGGGCCGUCUGGUGCCGCCCAACAAGCACGAGAAGGACCCCUGGACGUGGCGGAUCGCCGGCGGGUUCUUCCCCCCGUGGCUGCAGCGGUUGUUCCGGGGGAAGAAGGACUUCUGGCGGGGGGACGAGUCGCAGUUCGCGGAGGACGAGUGGCGAGACGGUGAGCCGCGAUUAGGCGAGGUGGUGGUGGAAGAGUCGAUCAACUCGCAGGAGCCUGUGCGGGAGAAGGCGGAACAUCCCAAAGCAUAAUAAUCUUCAUUUGUUGGUUUCUUGGGUAUCUGGAGUCAGGGUCUGUCGUGAUUAGCUUUUUGGUUGGACAUUGUCUCGAACGGUUUCUUUGUUGUCCGUGGUGUAACAGGGGCGACGUUGUACAGGGAAGAUAAUUCCGUUGAUUGGGGAUUGCAUC
This is a messenger RNA of Aspergillus campestris IBT 28561, 1981 nucleotides long. Its product is annotated as NCS2 family permease. Lineage: Eukaryota; Fungi; Ascomycota; Eurotiomycetes; Eurotiales; Aspergillaceae. Gene Ontology annotation, cellular component: plasma membrane. Bases 79 to 1824 code for a protein of 581 amino acids. Gene Ontology annotation, molecular function: purine nucleobase transmembrane transporter activity. The transcript is spliced from 2 exons. Gene Ontology annotation, biological process: transmembrane transport. The record is from RefSeq and is a predicted model, not a curated record.